Molecule: messenger RNA, 570 nt
Organism: Spirometra erinaceieuropaei
Lineage: Eukaryota; Metazoa; Platyhelminthes; Cestoda; Diphyllobothriidea; Diphyllobothriidae
Source: the annotation of a GenBank genome assembly
AUUCUACCCAGUCAGAGAAAGCGACGCAGACGUGCCAAUCAGCAGCGAGUGGGCAGUCUUGCUGGUUGCACCUCCAGCCCCACUCCCAGUCCCGAGUGCACGGCAGAUACUGCGGUGUGCGCUGAAGGUAGGCCGAGUGACUCCGAGGGCCCUGCAGAUGAGGACUACGACGAGGACGAGGAGGAGGACUGCGAGAAUGGCUGGCUCCAGGAGAACAGUGAUUUCUUUAUGCGUCGAGGCAUCCAGAAGAUCUGGGAUUCAUAUGCGAUGCGCGACGUCCGAGCCCAUUCCGAAGCCCUUGACAACAGCGGACGGAGACGUUCUCAAUGUAAUCGAACUAUGCACAGAGUGGAGAGCGUAACAAGCGGACGUGUCCUGGGGGCCACUGCCGGCAGCGCCUCAGGUCUGAGGAUAGAGGCGGAUUUUGAGGUCAAGGAUCAGGAAGACCAUGAGACCCUGUCGAGCAAACGACUUCGCCGGAAACAGUACAUCUGUCUAAGCCUAAUCAUUUUCUUCUCAAUUGCCCUCUUUGGGUCUGCUCUAGGAGCCUGUAUCUACCUAUUCUCCUAA